Conger conger (European conger) is the source of this 2268-nucleotide messenger RNA. It is a transcript of the gene map2k1, whose product is annotated as mitogen-activated protein kinase kinase 1. NCBI's taxonomy places the organism in Eukaryota, Metazoa, Chordata, Actinopteri, Anguilliformes, Congridae. Gene Ontology annotation, biological process: protein phosphorylation. Bases 357 to 1556 code for a protein of 399 amino acids. The record is from RefSeq and is a predicted model, not a curated record. The transcript has 11 exons. Gene Ontology annotation, molecular function: ATP binding; protein kinase activity.
CUAAAUGUUAGUGUAUCUGCGCAGUUGCUGCUUUAAACUAAUGCUCGUGAACGUACACACGUCUCACUCAAGAACAGUACCAUCCACCCAUCCACAAAUUAUUUCUGUACCACAAUUGUGAUGAGGCAAUUGCUGUAUUCUCGUUGCUGAACGAAGAAGCUUGUUAUAGAGUAACGGGUUGAAUUUUACUAAGGUUAUAGCUAAUAUAGACGCUGUAGGUGCAUCUACAGCUAGAUUGCUGCCUGGUUCUUUCUCGUGUAAAACCUUGAGGAUAGCUUGCGAUUAGACAAUAUAUAUAUAUAUAUAUUUUAAACUAGAUAUAUUUAUCAACCAUCAUAAGUGAGCUUCUUUAGUAUAUGGGCGACAAAAUGCAAAAGAGACGGAAGCCUGAACCGAUCCAACUCAACCCAAUUCCUGAUGGAAACACUAUCAACGGAACCAGCGCUACGGAGACAAACCUGGAGGCCCUGCAGAAGAAGCUGGAGGAGCUGGAGCUGGACGAGCAGCAGCGGAAGCGUCUGGAAGCCUUCCUCACCCAGAAGCAGAAAGUCGGCGAGCUGAAGGACGAUGACUUUGAAAAGAUCUGUGAGCUGGGGGCCGGCAAUGGUGGCGUGGUCUUCAAGGUCUCACACAGACCCUCUGGGCUCAUCAUGGCCCGGAAGCUGAUCCACCUGGAAAUCAAGCCAGCUAUCAGGAACCAGAUCAUCCGGGAGCUGCAAGUGCUGCACGAGUGCAACUCGCCCUACAUCGUGGGCUUCUACGGGGCCUUCUACAGCGACGGAGAGAUCAGCAUCUGCAUGGAGCACAUGGAUGGCGGCUCCCUGGAUCAGUCAUUGAAGAAAGCGGGCAAGAUCCCGGAGCAGAUCCUGGGCAAAGUCAGCAUCGCUGUGAUCAAAGGUCUGUCCUACCUGAGAGAGAAGCACAAGAUCAUGCAUAGAGACGUCAAGCCAUCCAACAUCUUGGUGAACUCUCGUGGAGAGAUCAAGCUCUGUGACUUUGGAGUGAGUGGUCAGCUCAUCGACUCCAUGGCCAACUCCUUUGUAGGCACACGCUCCUACAUGUCUCCGGAACGACUGCAGGGUACACACUACUCAGUCCAGUCCGACAUCUGGAGCAUGGGGCUCUCGCUGGUGGAAAUGGCCAUAGGACGAUUCCCCAUCCCGCCGCCUGAUGCCAAGGAGCUGGAGCAAAUCUUUGGCUUCCCGGUGGAGGGCGAUGCAUCGUCCAGUGAGGCUUCCCACAAACCAAGGUCUCCUGGCAGACCGAUCAGCUCAUAUGGGCCAGACAGUCGACCUCCCAUGGCUAUUUUUGAGCUGCUUGACUACAUUGUCAAUGAGCCACCACCUAAGCUGCCAGGCAUUUUUGGUUCUGAAUUUCAAGACUUUGUUAACAAAUGUUUAAUAAAGAACCCAGCAGAAAGAGCAGACCUGAAACAGUUGAUGGUCCACUCCUUCAUCAAGCAAUCAGAGGCAGAGGAGGUGGACUUUGCAGGCUGGCUGUGCACCACCAUCGGCCUAAACCAGCCCAACACCCCCACCCACAGUGUGGGAGUGUGAAUCUGAAGACAGGCUGUGCUGCUCAUCGCUCCAGGCGGCCCGUCCUGCCAAUCGCCAACGCUUCUCAAUGUUUUUUCACGUUUUUAAAAGGAAGGUCUUUGUCACUUUGCCAUAGCAAAUCACUGCCUCUUUGUUUGAUGUGCGAGAUAAGUGAUCUCUUGUAAAAGUGCAGGGUUUCUCAACCACCUGAAUGGUCCUGGCUGACAAGUGUUUUAAGUGAGAACCUGACCUCAAAGUAUAGAAGUUCUUUGGAUCAAUGCAGUCAAUAAGUUUCCAUUUUGACAAAGGCAAAGAGAUGGUUUUCAAAUAUGGAGAACCCUGGGUGUGUGACCUGGUCUAUUUUCAAUAUGAAGUGGUCAUUCCAAAACUUGCAGAAGCCAGACUAUGAAUCACAGUGCAGAAAUCUGUAAUUGUAAACAGCCUUUCUUUUAAAACUGCAUGGCUAAAUGUCAACAUGCAUUGGUUUGGCUUCAAGGUGCAAUGUUUGAAACUCACUGCUCUAUAUGGUCUGCUGUAUAGCAUGCUGUUACUCAUCCUGGUAGUUUUCAGAAGUUCAAAUUUUCCUUCAACAGACCCCAAGACAGCUGCUCUUAAGGAUAUAUUAUAAAACUGUAUAGCAACUUGUGUACUGAAUUAAUGUUUUGCUAUUUUGAAGAAAAUGUCAUGCAAAUUUUAACAUUUAAUGUCAUAUAAUAAAUUUAUGGUUUACCAA